GAUGAAACUCCGUGUGCUCCUGCUGCUUUGCUUCCUGGUAUCUGUCGUCCAGCCCUUCUACCUUCCCGGGGUCAGCCCGAGGACGUUCAAGGAUGGCGAGCAGGUGAACAUCAAAGUGCAGACGCUCUUCUCGAGCGAGAGUCAGUUGCAAUUCGACUACUACCAACUCCCCUUCUGCAAGCCCAAGAAGAUCGUGGAUCUGCCUGAGAAUCUCGGAGAGGCUGUGGCAGGAGAGAAAGCACACAACUCGAUGUUCAAGGCUAAGAUGAAGGUGAACGAAUACUGCAGAACAGCAUGCAGGAAGGAAUAUACUCCCGCACAGAUGGAGGAAUUUCAGGAUUUCUCCAUCCUCGAUUACCGUGUGAACAUGCGGCUGGACAACUUGCCUGUAGCAGAGAUUGCCAAGUUCUACUAUGAGGAUCGUCCUGAAGAGACUCUCGAGACGUACAACCUUGGAUACCCUGUUGGCUCCAAGUUGCAUGAAGAAGUUCACACCGACGAGGCCGUCACAGAGCACUAUGUGCUGAACAACCAUCUGCGCUUCAAGAUCCUGUACCACUCCAUCUCCAAGGAGAAAGGCUUCAACAAGGCUGCACUUGACUCCAAGGGCGUCAGCGUCGACGACAACCUCAUCGUCGGGUUCCACGUCCACCCUUACUCCAUCUCGCACACCUACCAGGGAGACUGGAAGGAGUCUUGCGCCCCCAACUGCCCCCUCACCACCUGCCUUGGCGAGGGGAUGUUUGCAGAGCACGCGCCGCAGAAGAUCGAGCCCUCCAAAGGUGGAUCGGUGAUCUGGACUUAUGACAUCGUGUGGGAAGAGAGUGAGGUCAUGUGGGCCUCUCGUUGGGACGUGUAUCUCCGCAUGACCGACGAUCGCAUCCACUGGUGGGCAAGGUUCUCCAUCAUCAACUCGUUUGUUAUCCUCCUCUUCCUCGCCGGCAUCGUCGGGAUGAUCUUCUCGCGCGUGCUGAGGAAUGACCUGAGCAGAUACAACGAUGAGCUUGAGGGAACGGACAGCACAGCCCUGCGUGAAGAGAGUGGAUGGAAGCUUCUGCAUGGCGAUAUCUUCCGUGCUCCCCCCAACUCAACCCUCCUCUCUGUCUACGUUGCUACAGGAGUCCAGCUUCUCAUCAUGGCCUUCAUCACUCUCGUCCUGGCUGCACUUGGCUUUCUCUCCCCGGCUCACAGCGCCGCCUCCUCCUCCUCCUCCUCCUAUCGACAAAUCCACAAUGCACUAUGA
This is a messenger RNA of Guillardia theta CCMP2712, 1243 nucleotides long. RefSeq lists its product as hypothetical. The record is from RefSeq and is a predicted model, not a curated record. Gene Ontology annotation, biological process: protein localization to membrane. Gene Ontology annotation, cellular component: membrane. The annotation marks the transcript as partial. The transcript has 16 exons. Lineage: Eukaryota; Cryptophyceae; Pyrenomonadales; Geminigeraceae.